UCGAGGGGCUACCCGAACGCCUUCGUACAUUGUGUCUGUAUCCAAACCUUCACCAGUGGCGAUCUCGCGUUUCGCAGCCGCGUGAUGACGUAGUAGUUUUCCCUUACCUCUUCGUAUACAUACACAUAGUGUGAUUUGUAGCAGUAGGAUUGCCCCGGUGAUCAAUUACAAUAGGGUCCAGUGUUCUUGUCGCAUUAUCGCAGACCAACUAUGAAUAGCGGCAUCCAUCAGGAUUCACUGACCUUGGAUGACAUGAAGGCAUUGGGUAGGAAGGAACACCCACUUGAAAAAAUGUCCAACGGUAGUGGUAGUGUUGUGAAUAGUGCUAAUAAUAACAAUGUAGCGCUAAUUAACAACAACAACAAUGGCGGCCGGAACAAUCAUAAUAAUAACAGCGCAAAGUUGAUAAUAGCUAAUGGAAAUGGUUCAUCGAUUGGCAAUAGCCCAGCAAUUCAGGCUGCCGUUUACGCGAGUGUUUCGUCGGCAGCGGCGGCGGCAGCCGCAGCAUCCAUCGAAGACAACAAGCUCGGCGCCAACGAUAAGGAGAAGCUCACGAAAGCUGUUAUGAAGGUGUUCGAGGAGUAUAAAUGGACUCCACCCACCAACGUUGUCAAAUCGCCGACAGAUAAGAAGAAAAAUCACAUCAAACGACCGAUGAAUGCGUUUAUGGUCUGGGCGCAGGCAGCCCGUCGUGAGAUGUCCAAACAGGAACCAAAACUGCAGAACUCUGAGAUUAGCAAGGAUCUAGGGAAAAUGUGGAAAAAUCUUGCCGCCGAAGACAAACUACCUUUCAUAGAGCAAGCAGAGAAACUUCGAAUGACACAUAAGAGUCAACAUCCCGACUACAAGUACCAACCACGACGAAAAAAAUCGAAAAAGUUCGGCAAACAUGGAAAGCACUGUUGCGACGACGAAUGUGAAGAAACCAACAGUCCUCCACCGCCACCAAAACCACGCACUAAGAAGAGUUCGAGUACCGCUGCCAACAAAUCGAAGGGGUCAAACUCAGCGAAGACACAGUCCGCUUCUAGUUUGAACAUAGGUUACGAAUUUAUGAAUCAGCCAACUAUUGUCAAAGUUGGACAACCGGCAGACAUGUUGACUCCUUCAUCGUCCACGUCAUCCGUGGAGCAAUACCCGGGCUACUCACUUAGUAGAGAGCCUACCGGGAAGCUUGGAAACAGCGAACUAGUCAACCGGUACUACGGAGUAGUCUCGUGUGAAAUGGAAUCACCGUGCAGUCCACAAAGUCCGAGUGCAGCUUCAAUUCAUUCCUCUACCGAAGGUCAACCUCUAACUCCACCAACAACUCCGUACACCGGACUCGCCAAUGUCAAGUCCUUUUCACCACAUUCCCGGAUGUCCAGUAACGAUUCUCCAGUCAGUUAUUUCAACCGAAACGAUUUCCCAAAUUGUGCAUCCAUAGACUAUCGCAACGAGCAUUGGAGUUCCCUGCACGCAAACAGUGGCUAUAAUAAUAACACGCUGUCGAGUACAUCUGCUUUUACAACACAAAACACCAGCAGUAAAGACUUCUACCGAACCUUCUCGAACCAGCUUCACGAUCCCAGUUCCACUGUUCCCUCCUACCAUCAUGCAAACUCAGCCGGCCUACAGCCAACGCUUCCUGCUUCACCAAUCCCAAACCUUCCCCCAGACUAUGCCUCCCUUACAUCAAUCCCCAACCAAAGCUACCUGAUUUCUCCACUGGACCAGGACCAGGUCGACAUCGAACAAUACCUCGAUAGUCAAGCUGUAGGCAAGAAAUCAUUCUCUCAAUUCUGCAAAUCCGAAGCUUCCUCCCAUAGCCUAACUGAACCACUCCUCCACCACCACCACCAUCACCAUCUUCCCAACCAUCACCAGCAACAAACCUCCCCAUCCCCGGGCUUACAACCAAUGGAUACAAUUACUGCCGAUGCUGUUACUGCCGGCACAUCCAUCGUGGCGUCCACAAUCCUUGAUCCAAGCUCAACGAAUUCCAGUGGAUUGUACUAUGAAAGCACUCACUCAUCUGCAGCACCUUCCACGAACUCCAUCCACUCGGUAUCGCCACAGCAUCAUUCGCACCAUUCACAUCUGCACCAUCAUCACCUGCACCAUCACACCACAAUGGGUUCGCAUCUGCCAACCUAUUACAACAGUUGGGGUACCGGAGGGUAUGGGGCAAACUCAUAGUAAUAUUGAGGGAAAUUUUCUUCAUAACGUGGCAGUUUUUAGGUUAUCAAAUAAAAUAAUGCUACUAAUAAGAUGAAUAGGGUCAUUUAUUCAUAAGUUGUUAGCGGACGAUAAAUAUACGUAAUGAAACUUUUAUUUUUGUACGUUAAAUAAUAAAUAAACAUCUUUUUAUAAAAUCAAAUUAACAGGAAGACAGAAUUGAUAUCCUUUUGCUGUCAAAGAAGCUAGCUCAUAUGGCUGACACUGGCCAUAUCAAAUGUAUGUAAUAGUAUCAGAGGUUUCUCUUAAUUUUAUGAUUCUAAAUAAUACUCUAUUCUUAAGAGAGUAAAUUAUAAAUUCACAAAUAAUAAGAAUGUGGUGGCUUAUUUCGUCAAAAUUCUUAAUCGAAUCCGGCUACAAAAAUUUUUCGUCAUGCUAAAUUUUAUUUUAAACCCAAAUUAAAUUUGGACUAACAUUAGUGACGUAUCUCUAUUACUUGGAAAUACAGUUAGGGCAAAGGCGGUAAAGCCAAUUGUCAAAGUGCACUGCAAAGAGAAAAGGCCCUUGCUAUGUGGCCAUUUUUUCAAUUAAUCCUCUUAAUAUUAUAGUCGAAUUAAACGGAAGACAUCUGUCUUAAGAGGAUUAAUUGUGACAUUCCACUAAGUCGCUCAAACAGUUUUGAUUUUAGUAAAAAAAUUGUAAACAUUUUUUCAAGCCAAUAUCUGCCUUGUAAAAUCAAAGCGUCAAAGGCCAUAGCGUCCAGACCCAUUACAUGUUGAGAAGCUGAGUUGGGGCUGGCACUGACAUUAGGAUGCGAGAUGCGAAAAACCUGCUUGCAGCAAACCAAAAGGAUAAAGUCAGAGUGAAAGCUGAGCGGAUCUGCGCCGAUUGCCUGGUUUUACUCUGACAGGGUCCCCUUGAUUGCUGCAAUCAGCUUACUCGCAACUCGCAUCCUAAUAUCAGUACCAACCGCAGCUCAGCUUCUCGCCGCCACUCUGUCAGCGGUUUAAGGUACGAGAUGAUGUCAGAGUGAAAGCCGAGUGGGUCUGCGCGGAUGCUCUUACUCUGGCAGGCUCUAUUUGAUUUGCUGAAAGCAGGUUUCUCGGAUCUCGCAUCUUAAUAUCAGUACCUAACCCAGCUCAGCCGCGACUACGUUGGCAACCUUAGUCGAGAAUUGAUCCCUUCGCCAUGACAGAUGCGUGAGCGUAAUACCCCAAGUAGCAAUUCUGGGUUUAUAGCACACUAAAAGCGCAAAGUUCUAAAAAGGGCUUCAAGAGUGCCAUAAAACCUCAAUUGUUACUAGGAAUAAAAAUCGAAAAGUUCAAAAAGUCGUAUGACUAAAGUGAAAGCAAGAGAAAGAGAAUAUGACCGGUGGCAAUUUAGUGAAAAAUAGCACUAAAAUCACAACAAAAUGAAGUAAAAAUGGAAUUUAAUUUACAUUCAACUAUCAAACCAAUACAUGACUUUUUACCGGGCAAUUUAAUGAGGAAAAGUUGAGUAAUUUGAGACUUGGAAAAUCAAUCAAUAAAUAAAUGUAUAAUAAUAUAAAAAUAUACUGUUUAAGAAAACAUUAUAUAUACAGUAAGUCGUUUUACCAAUAAAAAAUAUGGAAACAGCGAUCACAAGUGAAAUCUCCUGUAUAUUAUU
Messenger RNA from Topomyia yanbarensis, 3804 nucleotides. RefSeq names its product transcription factor SOX-10 (gene Sox100B). Gene Ontology annotation, cellular component: nucleus. The transcript has 3 exons. Gene Ontology annotation, biological process: regulation of transcription by RNA polymerase II. The record is from RefSeq and is a predicted model, not a curated record. The coding region runs from base 211 to 2178 and encodes 655 amino acids. NCBI's taxonomy places the organism in Eukaryota, Metazoa, Arthropoda, Insecta, Diptera, Culicidae. Gene Ontology annotation, molecular function: DNA-binding transcription factor activity, RNA polymerase II-specific; RNA polymerase II cis-regulatory region sequence-specific DNA binding.